Cydia pomonella (codling moth) is the source of this 588-nucleotide messenger RNA. RefSeq lists its product as uncharacterized. Bases 327 to 482 code for a protein of 51 amino acids. The record is from RefSeq and is a predicted model, not a curated record. Lineage: Eukaryota; Metazoa; Arthropoda; Insecta; Lepidoptera; Tortricidae. The transcript is spliced from 5 exons.
UUAUACGUAAAUGAAUCAUUAUAAUUGGAAUUUUCUUACGAUAUGGCAGGCCACGGUGUUGACGAUGAUCCAAGCUUGAAGGGUCUUACUCGUUACUUUAACAGCUCUACAACGAGAGGGAGAGCAAAUGUAACGAAAGUGACUUAUGCGUUGCUUGCCGUGUAUUACUUGUAUAGUAAAAUGAAGCCUCAGCCUAAGCCUAAAUCUAAAAAGUGAAUGCAAUGUUAAUGAUUCAUUUACAAUUUUCACUAAUAUCGUCUCUCUCACUAUUCUAACCUGCUAGAGUCCGUAAUUACAUAAGAAGGCUAAAUUACAUAAAAUUCAGAAUGGCCGGAGACAACGCCGACGGAGCACAGCUGAAAGGCUUGUCUAAGUAUUUCAACAGCCAGACAUACAGCGGCAGAGCAAACGUGGCCAAGGCGACAUAUGCAUUCUUCGGCGUAGUGAUCCUUUACAACAUGCUUAAACCUAAGUCAAAGUAAAUACACACUUCAUAAUUUGUUAAUUAUAUCGUAACUAGCCAUGGUUUCUGUUAAGUAAAAUAUACAUUCAUUUAGUGAGAAGUAAAAUCAUGUAAGUCACUGAAAA